This is a messenger RNA of Colletotrichum paranaense, 627 nucleotides long. RefSeq lists its product as uncharacterized. NCBI's taxonomy places the organism in Eukaryota, Fungi, Ascomycota, Sordariomycetes, Glomerellales, Glomerellaceae. The transcript is spliced from 2 exons. The record is from RefSeq and is a predicted model, not a curated record. Bases 1 to 627 code for a protein of 208 amino acids.
AUGGUCCCCGCCAGCGCUAUUAGCUGCGAUGGUCACCGGGCCACACCGGUAAACACGAGAAGCAUUCGCUGGUGUGGCGACGAGAUCACGGAUACCGUUGGUCUGCCGUUCAAGGAAGAUGCCGCGGGGCACACCAACGACGGUCCAUCCACCGAGCCACGACUGCAGAGCCAACCCUGCUUUCUCUCUCGCCUUUUGCUGACCGCCGCUUUCUGCAUGACAACAUUUCUUGCCUUCGUGUACCUCCUCACGCUACUCUGCCAAAAGCAGCAUGCGACAUCCAACCACCGCCACCGGCCAAAGCGUCGCAACGGCGUCGUGCCCCUUCAUGAACCCCCGACAAGGACAGGCGCCAACCAGGCGGUCUGGGAGGGACCCAAAAUAGGCCUGUGCCACUCCGUCGUCACGCAAUGGCGGGAGAUCGUCUACCAUGUGGACCAAGAUUCAGCCAACAUUUCCUGGCCAACCUUUGCAUCUUUGGUUGUUCCUUACGCCUUCGCAGCUCUCCUCCUCAUCGUCGACGCCAGACUUCGGAUGGCAUGGUGGCAUCCUCACCCAACCCCCGUCCAUCUUAGCUCCAGCACAGUGCUGUUAGGCGAGGUAGAAUCGCCGUGUGAAGGAGCUUAA